AUGCCCGGCCGCUCCGCUGCGGGGCACUACCCCAAUCGGCUCCACCUCCUCCGCCACCGCCGCCUCCACCUCCGCCACCACUGCCGCCUCCGCUCCCACCGCCUCCGCCGCCACCGCCGCCGCCUCCGCUGCCGCCACCACCACCACCACCCCCACCACCACUCCCACCGCCACCCCCACUCCCUCCGCCACCGCCACUGCCACCUCCACCGCCCCCGCCAGCUCCACCCGCGCCCUUGCCCCCCUUGCCCUUCCUAG
Closterium sp. NIES-65 is the source of this 258-nucleotide messenger RNA. The record is from the annotation of a GenBank genome assembly. NCBI's taxonomy places the organism in Eukaryota, Viridiplantae, Streptophyta, Zygnematophyceae, Desmidiales, Closteriaceae.